GCCCUGCCCCGCUCCAUGCGGGCCUUCCUGGAGAGCGGCGAGCUGUUGGCUGCCCGCAGUUUUUGAUGUAUAUGGAGGCAUUGCUAAGGAGGACAUAACAGACAGCAUUAAAUCCGAGGUGUCAGGAGACCUGGAAGAUGCUUUGCUGGCUGUGGUAAGUGUGUGUGAAACAAGCCUGCGUACUUUGCUGAAAGACUGUAUAAAUCCAUGAAGGGAGACUGCUCAGGAGACUACAGGAACGUUCUGCUGAAGCUCUGUGGCAGUGAGGAUUGAAGGAUUCCUGGUGUAUGUCCCGCGUUAUGGGAAGGAAGGGAUCAUAAGGAUUUCUCUCAGGUGUUUGUAACUUGGUGAAUAACGCUCUGAAGGCAUCACAGACUGCCUGCUUGUCUCUGCAGUGCUCGGGGCUUUUCUGAGCUGCAGGCUCGCUGCAGCCCCGUGGCAUAGCCUUGCAUCUGGUGACGAACUGAAGCUGGAGAAUCCUGGCAGCAGAGGACGCUCCUGCCCCACCGAAGGGCUCACAGCUCCACCGCAGCUCCACCGACCUCAGUGCUGGUGAGGAGGCUGAGAUGCCUCCAAGUGAUGAAUGCAGUCCACCCAACCUUACACCUCGUGUGGUUCACUGUGCGAGGCGACCAGGAAGAAAGGUGGGCACAGGUAAUACUGCAUCAAAAGCAACUGCAGAGCUCUCGGGCUGGUAGUCCAGGGUGUGGGGGCCCAGGUGGUGCUGUGGGACAGGUGUGAAAGGAGGGCACUGGUGGUGCGUGCCAGUCCUUGGCUGCAGGACUGGUGCUGGUGGCAGGGCCUUGGGUUCUGUGUCUGCAGGACCUCUUUGCAGAUUGGUGUCUGCUUGGAAGGGAUGGGACCCACCUACCUAAGAGAGGUGAGGAUAUUUUCAUCAGUAGGAUGGCAGCUUCACAAGGGAGGCUUUAACCUAAGAAUGGUGAGGGCUUUUGAUCACAGGGAUGGGGUGAUGUGAGGGAGAGGGACCAGAAAAUCAGCACUUGCAGGGUUGCAAGGAAAUGCCUGAAGGCACUGCUAUGGGGAGAUUCCCCAAAGCUCCAGAGGAGGUUGUGGUGGGUAACGGGGGGAGGCUGCUUGGAUUUGUGCAGAGGGAGAGCUGGAGAGAGAAAUAGAUGGACAGAGGGAUCAACAGAGGAGAGAACUGUUGGUUGGAUGGAUGGAUGGAUGGAUGGAUGGAUGGAUGGAAAAACGGAUUGAAGGAUCAUUGGAUGGACGGAACGAUUGUUGGAUGAAAGGGUGGAUGUAAAUACAGGUGGGUGGAGAGAUCAACGGGAAAAUAUGAUUUCUGCCUGAAAGACCAGUGUGCCCCCAGGCCCCACUCCCUCCAUGGGAACCAGUGGGGGUGGCCCUGCGAGUACAGAACCCACGUCCCAUUGGCUGGAGCCAUUCUCUUGGCUGCUACAGAACGCAGAACCUUUGGAGGAGGCUCAGUUCCAUGGCUCUGGCAUGGGGAGUGCUGGAUCCCUGGAUCCUCUGUCCAUUUGGGAUGGGGUGAUGGGGUCUGUGGUGCAGGAUGGAUCUUGGGUAUGGUGGUCUGUUGCCCCCUUUUAGUGGGAUGUGGGGUGAGAGAAGUCCUUGCCGUAUGGGUCCCCUUCUUACAGGAGGGAUUGGGCUCUAUGGAGUAGAAUGGGUCAGUGAGGUCCGUUGCCCACCUAUCAGGUUUACGGGGUCCAGUGGGGCAGGGAGAGGUCCCAAACCCCUCAGUUGGAUGCCCUGUUUAAUGUGGGAAGGAAGAUAAUGAGGUAAAGCGAGGCAGAGGGAGGGCCCCCUCCUUGCCCCUCCCCUUCAUUGCUGUGAUGUCAGUGGGGUAACAGCAGUUCUCAGGGUAACUGUCCCAACCCCAAACCAUCCUAGACUCCUCUCUGAUCAGCUGUGAAGAUGGUGCCUUGUGGCCUUAUUCCCAUCUGGGAUGGAUCGUUCUACAAUGCUGUGUGUCCCAUUGGGCCAAAAGUACUGGUUUGGUGCUGAAAUCCAACUCCAUUCCUCACCAGCUGUAUUCCCAAGGAAUCCUCCUUCCCCAUCCUCCCCAAGCUCCCAACUUCUAUCUCCAACUGAUGUGCAGAAAUCAAACUCUAUAACCACAGAGUGGUUAUAAAGCAGGAUAUUUUACAGGUUCUGACUCAGGUUCCGAGAUUUUAAGUUUACCGUCUGGAAUUAAAGCAUUCUUCAACUGCCUGUUCUGCCACCUGAUCCGCCAUCUUAUCUCCAGUUUCCUGUACAGUGCUACCUUUCUGAUGUCCUUUACAGAGUAUAAUAGCCAUGCUCUUUGGUAGGUGUACAUCAUACUGAAUGUUUUCCUUGUGUGUGAGCAAUCCUUGCUCUUUCCAGAGGGCACUAUGAGCGUGUUCCACCCCAAAAGCAUGUUUAGCAUCUGACCAUGUAUUUAAGGCUCUUGUCAAGGCAGUUAUUGCAGCCUUCUGAGCCAAGUCCCCACAGGCAAUGGUUGUUCGAUUACCUGGUCAGUAGCAGUUACUGCAUAUCCUGCCUUACGGUUGCCUUGUCUCACAACACUGCUUCUGUCGGAUGAACCCAGGAAUCCUCAGCACUGUCCAAUGGUUCCUCCUGUAGGUCUGGCCGACUGGCACAGUCAGUCUCCAAGCAGUCGCACGCUGCCGGUUUGGAGGUAGUUCUGUGUUGGUGUUAGAAUCAUGGAAUGGCCUGGGUUGAGAAGGACCUCAAAGAUCGUCCAGUUCCAACCCCCUGCUAUGUGCAGGGUCACCAACCGACGGACCAGGCUGCCCAGAGCCUUGUCUUGAAGAAGAUUGUUUUUAGGAGAACAAAAACUUUGGAUCACCUUUCAAAUACAGAGAAAAAAAUAACGCUGUAUUAUUUUUUUGUUUUAUUUUCCUGUUGUUAUGAUCAGGUAAAGAGACAGACAUAUCACAUCUCAGAAAUGGCUUUACUUCAGUGGCCUUAAAUGGUCCCUCUGUGAUCAUUAUUUUCUUAUUGAAUCGCUGUCAGACACAGCUGGUGGAUUUUUGUACGUGCAGUUUGGAGUUCCUGGCUAAAAUGAACCACAUGAAUACAGAUUACGGAUAUUCUUAUCUCAGCACGCUAUUGAGAUGGAGCAUUCAAAUUACAAGACCUUCAGUCUGCUGUUUUAAUCUGACCCAGAAGGAAAACUUCACUACAGUUCGUUUCCUUGAUUCCCGUGCAAUUUUAUUUUGGAACUGAAGCUCAAUCGAAUUUAAACAACUUUUUUGAAAGUCUGUAAUGAAAGUUGCAUUUUUGCUUACACGUAGCCGCUUUGACCCACGGUGAAUGGAAGUCAUAAAGCAGGGUAUAAAGGGAGUUUCUAAAUUGCCUGUUGUUGAGUCCAUUGAAGGCAACAGGAGAGUCCAGAAUGUGACCUUUGAGAGCAAAUUUGCCUCUGCUUCUUACUGAAUUUUGUGUUGCGUUUUUCUGUAUAUAUAUUUCUUUUGACUCAGAAAUACAAAUUAUAAUGAAGGUGAGGCACUUCACAAUACGUUUGGCUUCAGCAUUGCUGAAUAUACAUUUGUAUAUGUAUAUAUAUUAUAUAUAUAUUGUACAGCAAAACAUUUCAGAAUCUGCAGAACGUUGCUAAUAACUGCAGUGGAACAGGGAGGAAUAGUGAAAACAGAUUUCUGCUUUGAAUGCUUUCAAAUUUAAUAAUUAAUGCAUUUUAUUUUUACUUGUAUAGGAUUAUCAUGAACUCUAGAUAGGUAGUUACAUUUGAAAAUGCUAAGUGAGAUAGCAAAACUGGAUCAUAAACACAGGAAACAGAUUCUGCAUUCAUUUUCUUGCAUUUCUGUCCUGCUGGCAUGCUCUUUGUACUUUCUACCAUUUCAGAAUCACAGGAGCUAAAAUAGUCUGAAAAAGAAGAGUCCAAAUCCUUGCCUUUGGAAGGCCCAGCUCGUUACCCAACUCCUGAGCAAAGAAAAAGAAGAAUAAAGGCUUCAGUCACCACACAUACUCACACUGGGAGACUUCAGCCUCAGCGUGACUGUCAGCCCUGUGGACACGCUGGCUGUCACUGUGCCCACCGUCUGCCACAACAUCACCUGCAGCCUCUGUGGAACUUCAAUGGCCGUCUCCACACCGACCGCCUCAUCCAGAGCAGCACUGCCACGGGUCACCGCCUCAGUCCCGGUCCCAGGUGUCCCCUGUGCCGGCAAUCCCCCAGCAGUGAGUGAGUGGGCAGUGGACACAACCUGGGCUUCUCGCCGGGCCCUGCACGGGUGGUGGCAGUGUUCCAGGGGCACCGCCUCCGGCCCCACCCAUCCCUCUCCAAAAACGAGCUGAUGCUGUUCUCCUGGUUUGAGCGGCUGUGUACGGACUGUGCGACUGCCCGAGGGGAACCUUCCAACCUACUGCCUGAACUGAACUGAACUGAACUGAACUUCGGUGUCACGAGCGCGGCUGCAGAUAUGCAGUAACCGUACUGAAACUGUAACUAUCUGAAGACCCACAUGCAGAACAAACCGUACAGUGCACAGAAAUCACACUGCAAUGAUGAAGGAACUCGGCAACGGGGCCGCUGCUGUGUUUUGGUAACAGUGAGGAGGCACCAGCAACGAGCUGUGGAUUGGCUGCCCCCCCUGCGCUGCACUGUGCAUUCACGCGCUGGCCACGCGUAGAGUGCGUGAUCCGGCUCAGGGCAUACAGACAUGUCAGGAGGGCAGCAGGGUGAGGUAACUCAGGCAGAGGACACCGCUGCCUCCAUGGGGAUGCCCGCAAGGCCCUGAGCCAACCAGUCCCUCCCCUUACAGCCAAUCCGAGCUGUGCUGGCUGAUGGUCCUUUUGGGACCUCUUGGCGGAUUGGUAGCUGUGCACUGCAGUGCUUAAACGCUCGCUUUGGCCGACUGUGUGUGUGAACGUGUGUUCUGUGCAGUGCCUCAUCCCUGCAUCCCAACACCCCGACGCAGCAGUGCUCCGUGCCGUCCUGCAGGCUGCUGUGCAGCGCGCAGUGCUGCAGAGCUGUACUUCCCGGCCCUGUGCUCCAGCAGUCUCGUGUGAGUUCUGCCUCCCCCAGAAAACUCUUCUGGGGCAGUGCUGGUGCACCCCUGUGCACGCACACGCGUGUGAAAAAACAAGCACUGACAUGCAGACACCGAUUUGCACACACCCCUGUACGUGCACACGCAUGUGUAUCCACACACCUGCACACACCCACAGGCAAACACGUGCACACAUGUGCAAGAACACCUUUGCUGACAUCCAUGAGCACACAUACAUCUACAUGCAUGUACACACGUGCAAAAUGACACAUCCAUGUUCAAGCACCUCCUGGCACACACACAGCGAUCUGUACGCACACAUUUCAAGCCUACCUUUGCACACACAUGCACAUCCUUUGCACUCCUGUGUGCAAACAGCCACGUGCGUGCAUGAACACGUGCAGUUCAACCCUUUGGCAUAUUUGUGGCCAAGCUGUGCGACCCUGCCCUUGCACAAACCCAUGUGCAGACAUUGCAACCGCAUCCCUUUGCACAUAGCUGUGCAAGCCCAUAUUUGCACACACAUAUGAACACACACCCACAUGGGCCACCUUUGCACGCUCACUUGCAAACAGCACCUUGCAUGCCUCCAUUUGCAUGCAGACGUGCAAGCACAGCCUUGCACACGCAUAUGAAUGCGCAUGUGUGCAGAACCAUACACACAAGUGCAAAGGUGUACUCCCACACGUACCUGUGCAGUCACACACAUGCAAGCACAUCCUUGCACACCCGUGUGCACACACCACCCGUACGCAUGCAAAUGUAUGCGAAACCAUGCAGCCAUGUGCAAAGACCCCGAUGCUCCUAACCAUGAUUAUGCAGACAUACAUGUAAAUGCAGACACGUGUGCAACGCAACCCUUUUGCACACUCACAUGCAAAUACCAUCCUGGAAACAUCUAGAUGCGUGUGCACGUGUGCAGCCCCACCUCUUUGCACACCCCUGUGCAUGCACACAUGCAAGUCCAUCCUUGCACACAAACACGUGCACGCACACACUUGUGUAACCCCAUCCAUUUGCAUAGCACUGUGCACACGUACAUGUAUGCAACCUUCUGUCUACCUCCAUGCACAGACACCCAUGUGCACCACCCAGACCCCUUUGCACACCCUCGUUUGCUUUCACAAGCAUAUGCAACCCCAUUCCUUUCCACAUGCAUGGGCAAAUAUCUUGAAGAAGACAUCUGAUUACACAUGCACGUGUGCAACCCCACACUUUUGAGCUCCCCUGGGCAAACACACACAUGUGCCACCUUGUUCACACACUUCCCACAUGCUCAUACGCACCUGUGCACUCCCACCCCUUUGCACAACCGUGCACACACACAUCUAAAUCGACCCUUGCACACACCCACGUGCAUGCACACACCUGCAAGCCCAUCCUUGCCCAAAACCACUUCUAUGCACACACUUGUGCAUCCCCACCCCUUUGCACACCCCUGUGUACAGGCACGUGUGCAACCCUUCCUUGCACUCACGACUUGCGUGCACAAACCUGUACCACCCCGCCCUUGCGCACUCACCCACAUGCGCAACCCCAACACUUUGCACCGCCCUGUGAAUGCACGCACCUGCGCAACCCCACCAGUUUGUUAACCCUUGCACACACACGUGUGCAACUCUGUCCUUACACUCUCCAUGUGCUUACUCACAGCUGUGUAACCCCUCCCCUUGUGCACCCACGUGUACACAAAACAUGUGCAACCCCACCCUUGCGCACACCCACACGCACGCACGCACGCACACACACACACACACACACACACGUGCCUGCCUGCCUUGGCUGGCUGGAUGGUUGGCAUCGCAGCACCUGCCUGCCUUGGCUGUCUGUCUGUCUGUCUGUCCCAGGGUACGUUUGGAUCCGACAGUCAGGAUGCCUCAGGAGCAGAGGCAAGAAAACCACGCACCCAGAGCAGAACACAGAGGUAGGAAUUUUAUUCAACAGCCUCACACGGAUACACAAACAAGCACCUAUUGUAGACAACACCUUGAGAGACAGCAAACUGCCCAAAGGAAAGAAAGGACCACAGCAGCAGUGGAUGCGAUGGGUAAUGCCAGCACAAGGGCCCCUGCUGCAAAGGGCACAUUUCCUCUCUCCUGCUUUGAUUCUCCCCAGGGUCUGCAGUGUUUGUUCCACUGAACGCCGUACCCUCUCGUCCACUGUGUCAUACAAAGCCAAAGUGGAACACCUGCAAGCAAAACAAAUCUUUGCACAAACAAGAUGAACAACCAGGUCAGCUCUCUCCAAAAAACAAGCUCUCCAUGGCUACAGCUAAAAUAUCAAUUCCCGUAAAACUGGCAAAAUUCUUUCUUCCAUCCCAGGAUCACUCACCAGUCAGGGGUCCUCACACACUUCUACACAGUAAAAUUUCAUAUUUGCGUUCAUGAAA
Gallus gallus (chicken) is the source of this 7368-nucleotide messenger RNA. RefSeq lists its product as uncharacterized. The record is from RefSeq and is a predicted model, not a curated record. The coding region runs from base 6223 to 7203 and encodes 326 amino acids. NCBI's taxonomy places the organism in Eukaryota, Metazoa, Chordata, Aves, Galliformes, Phasianidae. The transcript has 7 exons.